AUGGAGUCUUUCUCUUCUUCACUGGUUAUGGAGUCUCCUUCUUCAAAAACUCUUGUCGAGUUGUCCUUGGCCAUGGCAGUCAAACAUUCGAAAUUAAUCACGGAUGUUGGUAAACUGCCCUAUUAUCUCGUCCGCCCCAUUCUUAUAAAAAUCACCGACCCUAAACAACUGGCCGCCAUUGAACGAGCAUCCCCGCAAAUCGCUAAAUCAAGCAAGGAACUUUGGUUGGAGAUAAUCAAGCGCAAAGUCCCUCAGUGGGCUCAAUGGCCUCUUCCGGAAAAUACGACCCGAUGGUAUGAGAUCUACUGCUACAUGCUCAAGGAAACGGAGAAAGAGAUCGAAGCCGAUGCUCAAAAGAUGUCAAAGGCAUUUGACGCAAUUAAGAGCACCCGGGAACUCCAAAACGUUAAGAUUGUUGAUGGGAUCAAGAAGACGAAGCGCGUGGAUAGGUCCAAGCUUGUGCCCAAUGGCCGUAAUAUUAUCGGCAAACCUUUCAAUUUUGCACACAAAUCAGAGCCGAAACGAUCGCGCUUUGUGCAACCCACCACCUCUGCAGGUAUUCCAGCUGCACGAACCCCGCAACCGAUCAGACACGGGUCAACGUGCAACUAUAUCAGGGCUAUGCCUACGAAGACCUUGCCAUCUUUACCACCCAUUGCAAAGAACACUCCGGCUCCCACUACACAACGAGUUACUCAAGCAGAACGGGCGGCGCACCUGAGUGCGAUUGCCGAGGGAAAGCCUAUCCCCAAGGCCCCUAAGCUGUUGAAGCGUCCCCCAGUUAAGCAUGCCGACGCAGUCUCGGAAAAGGACCCGAUGCGUACCAAGGAGGACCUAGUUCGACUGGGUCCAGCGGCACUUAUAUCUCGGGACAAGGCUGAGCGGGAUAAGGAUGACGCCCGGGGUCGGGGUAUAAAACGCCCAGCUCAGGCUAGGUGGGGGGAGGCUGCCCGCAAGCAGACCAAGUUCUUUGGCUAA
This is a messenger RNA of Penicillium taxi, 978 nucleotides long. RefSeq names its product elongin A domain-containing protein. The record is from RefSeq and is a predicted model, not a curated record. Gene Ontology annotation, cellular component: elongin complex; nucleus. The transcript has 3 exons. NCBI's taxonomy places the organism in Eukaryota, Fungi, Ascomycota, Eurotiomycetes, Eurotiales, Aspergillaceae. Gene Ontology annotation, biological process: transcription elongation by RNA polymerase II. The coding region runs from base 1 to 978 and encodes 325 amino acids.